Messenger RNA from Colletotrichum navitas, 602 nucleotides. RefSeq lists its product as uncharacterized. The record is from RefSeq and is a predicted model, not a curated record. The coding region runs from base 270 to 602 and encodes 110 amino acids. Lineage: Eukaryota; Fungi; Ascomycota; Sordariomycetes; Glomerellales; Glomerellaceae. The transcript is spliced from 3 exons.
GCGGCGUCACGUAUACAGUACGCGCGUCUUGGAGGCACAUACAUCACGCGCGCCAGGCAACGGGUCCUGGUGCCGUGGCAGCCCUGACAGCCAGCCAAAGAUUCGAAUCAACCCGCCUGUAAAGGCCCAGCUUUGGGCCCCAUUGCAUUGCGUACUCUUCUUUUCUUCUCCUAUAUACCCAGGGAACGAGGUGUAACAUGCAGGUGUUUUGCCUCCGCCUCGCCAAAGCCGACGACUGAUGGCCUACGCCCACGCCUCAAGUCACGGACAUGAUUCGGUCCCUAUCACUGGGAGUGGCCACCCCAAGCUGGAAGCUGGCGGUCUUGGUUGGAGCGCCGCCUGCACUGGCGGCAAGCGGCUUGCGUUGUGGCCGUUGGGCCGCCAAGAGAGUUUGGUGCUCCUCUUGCUAUUGGGCCGAAGAGGGCAGGGAUAAGAGAAAGAAGGUUCCCGCCAAGGUUAAGCUCUUGGUUAUUCUGGCAGGCCUCGUCAUCCACCUUGCAGUCACGGACGGGCGGCGGUCCAUCCUUCGAGGUUACAGUCAAGGUGUUCAAAAAGAAAAAGAAAAAAGGGCGAGAAAGUAUAACCCUAAUGUGGGUGGCUGA